Molecule: messenger RNA, 1287 nt
Organism: Durusdinium trenchii
Lineage: Eukaryota; Dinophyceae; Suessiales; Symbiodiniaceae
Source: the annotation of a GenBank genome assembly
AUGGAUAUCAAGCCAGCGGAUGACAGCAGCGUGAAGGUUGCCAUGUUGACAUUAGAUCUCAUCGAGCCAGUUCUUCAUCGAGGUGAGGCGCUGAAGCAGUUUCACUCCAACCUCUCCCGGUUGACGGACCACUACAUUUGUAUUUUGCGGCAUGGUAUUUUCCCCGGCGUGCCACCCGAAGUGAUCUGGCUCAUUGCCUGUGGUUGUCAGAGGAAGCACUAUUUGCCCAGGGAGACCUUGGUGGAGGAAGACGACCUGGGUGAUGUCGCGGAUUGGCUGUUCGCCAUCAACAGCGGCAAGGCCGAUGUCGAAAAGUUGUCCUACAACGGGGAGGAGGCAGUACCACAGCUGAUUGGCACUCUCACGGAGGGAGCUGUGCUAGGAGACGUUUGCUUCUUGCACGGCGGGGUCCCUCGCGGCGCGACGGUGCGCGCCCAGACGGAGGUGGAUGCCAUUGCCAUCCCUCCCAGUGUGAUUUUGGAUGCUUUGGCGCUCUACCCUGGCAUCACUGGUAGCUUUAUGGGUCGUUUGCGGGAGAUUGUCAUGCAACUGCAAGGCUCCCUUCCGCGACCCGCCCAGGCACUCAAGGGCAUGCAGAUCUUCUCCUCUUGCGACCUUCCCUUCCUACGGGCGGUGGCCAGCGUUUCAGAGCGCAAGGUCUUCUUUGCCGGUGAUGCCUGCCGCGAGGAGGGCGUUCUCGAUGAGACCUUGCGCGUCAUCGAGUUCGGCCGCUGUCGCGUGGAGAGUCGGCAAGGUGACGGCAGCAUCAAGCGCCACGGCUAUUGCGACGUGGGCACCGUGCUUGGGGAACGACGGUUCUUCAACAUGCCUCCCAAAUGGCCAGACGCCAGCUUCCGGAUCGCCACUCCUUUAGCCUUAUUGCUCUUCAUCCCCAGGCAAUCCUUCAACGGGGUCCUGGAGAACUACCCCUCGGAGCAGCAGCGCUUCAGAUUGGUCAAGGAGUCCAACAAGACGGACGGUGGCAAUGCCAAGCGCGAGCAUGAUGCGGCCAGCCUCAGCAUUCUACAGGGCUGUGGCCCGGGAUUUCUGGCGGCCAUCGCAGGCUGCAUUCGCACGGUGACCUACAAGAUUGGACAGACGAUCACCGUGCAGGGCGCCGUCGACUCGGGUUCCAUGUACAUCAUCAAAGGUGGCUCAGCAGAAGUCUAUGUGAACCAUCGCUUCGUCAAAGAGGUCCAUAGUGGCGAGUCCUUUGGAGAGCUGACCAUCUUAGGCUUCGUGAAGCGUCGCUCUGCGGUGGUCCGCGCCAAGGAGAGCGGGGGGUGA